GGAUCCAUAAACAUAAAUGCAUAGAAGACGCGGUGAAGGCCAGAGACAAACACAACAGAAUCGCCGUUUAUUACACUGUGUUUUGUCGUACAGACUGGAAAAUUGUGUAUAACAGAAAUGGAUUACAUUGAUUCAAACGCCAUGGAAGAAUUGAAUGUUGCAAUGAGACAGAUUUACAUCACAAAUAACAAUGCAUUAUGUGGUGUGGAUGGUGACGUCCAUACUGGAGAGUACACAGCGAAUACAACUUGCAACAUGGCGUCAGAGUCAGCACGCUUAGCGUCAUAUCGAACAUGGCCGCCACAGGCACCUUUGACACCACAGGCUUUAGCCCGAGCAGGAUUUUUUUUCAUUGGAAAACGAGAUAUUGUAGAGUGUUUCUGUUGCCAUGGUAAAAUUGAGAACUGGGAGUUUGGAGACUCUGCAAUGGGGGAACAUAAACGUUUGUUUGCAAAUUGUCUGUUUGUGCUUGGAAAGGAUGGGACUAACCAACCAUUGUUGUCACGAAAAUCUCAACCGUCCACUAAAGAGAAAAUUCUUCUGAGUCCCAACCAGAUGGAAUCAGGAAGUGAUACUGCACAAGAACAGUUAGUAACUGCGUUGGAAAAUGAAUUACAAGUUAAAGACAGCACUCAAAAAUUUCAUAUGGAAAGUGAACGCUUAAAAAGUUUUAACAACUUUCCUCAAAAUUCACCUAUGAAACCUGAAGAACUUGCCCGAGCCGGGUUCUAUUAUUUAGGAUAUGCUGACACUGUUCAGUGUUUCAUCUGUAAUGGAAUGUUGAACAAUUGGAGAGAUGGAGACAUCGCUAUGGUGGAACACCGUGACCACUUUCCUAUGUGUCACUUUAUACUUGGGGUGGAUGUUGGAAACGUGCCACUCAGGAACAAUUCCGAAGAGCGGUGUCUCAAGUCACCAGUACCAGUGUCUGAGGGGAUAGAUCCAAAUAUAGCUCAUCCACAGUAUGCUACUUUUAAAAGAAGACUUGAUAGUUUUAAUACAUGGUCUUCUAAAAUGAAUCAGAAACCUGACGACUUGGCUGAUGCAGGUUUCUAUUAUACAGGAAUUAAAGACAAUGUGAAGUGUUUUUCCUGUGAUGGUGGUUUGAGAAACUGGGAACCAUUGGAUGAGCCAUGGAAAGAGCAUGCUAAGUGGUUUCCAAGAUGUGCUUAUCUGCUGGAGAAACGUGGAAAGGCAUUUGUGGAUUUCAUAAACACAGGGGACCAUCAUUACGUCUAUGUUCCUACUGAACAAAAACCAGGAGAUACUUGUGAAGUUCCGCCAGGCGCAUCAUGGAUUAAAAACAGAGACAAGUUACUGGCUGAGUUAGAUGACCUGAAGGAUCAAAAAAGCUGCAAGAUUUGUAUGGAUCGUGAUGUAUGCAUGUUAUUUCAGCCGUGUGGUCACUUAGUAACUUGUGAAGUAUGUUCACCUGCUUUGAAAAAAUGUCCAAUCUGCCGAACACCAAUUCGAACAGCAAUCAGAGCUUUAAUGGUGUAA
This is a messenger RNA of Saccoglossus kowalevskii, 1500 nucleotides long. RefSeq names its product baculoviral IAP repeat-containing protein 7-like. NCBI's taxonomy places the organism in Eukaryota, Metazoa, Hemichordata, Enteropneusta, Harrimaniidae. The record is from RefSeq and is a predicted model, not a curated record. Gene Ontology annotation, biological process: positive regulation of protein ubiquitination; regulation of cell cycle; negative regulation of apoptotic process. Gene Ontology annotation, molecular function: ubiquitin protein ligase activity; cysteine-type endopeptidase inhibitor activity involved in apoptotic process. Gene Ontology annotation, cellular component: nucleus; cytoplasm.